AUGCCUUCCUUGGAUGACGAUGAUGACCGUGAUAUUACAGGGUCACAAGAUGGAAGUUCCGACGACGAGGACGAGCAGAUGAGAGAUGCCGACGACGCGGACGGUGAUGCGGAAAACGACCCGGAGCAGGAUGUCGACCAAGAACAGGAUGCCGAAAGUCCGUCCAACAACAGCCAGACGUCCGAUGGCCCUGGAGAUUCUUCGCAGCAGGAUGCUGAACCGAACCUGCCAGUUGACUCCCUCGACAUCUAUCGUCCAACUGUGCGAGUAGAGUGUUUGACGGCGGAGACGUAUGACAUCGUACCAACUACUGCCGCGCCGCAGAGUACAUCUAUCAAUGCCGUGACAGCUACGGCGGACAUGCGUUGGGUUUUCAGCGGAGGUACAGAUGGAUAUAUAAGGAAAUAUAAUUGGGUGGACUCCAUAAAUAGUAAAUUAAUGCUGACCGUUGCUCAACGGCAUCCCUUCGUCGAUAGCGUGGUGAAAGCCGGGGUCCUCAUGAACUAUUGGGAGAACAUGGACGGACAUGUCUUAUCGCCAGUGUAUUCUCUCGCAGCUCAAAGCGAAGGGUUAUGGUUGCUGUCUGGUUUAGAGUCUGGCAAUAUCCGUCUCCAGACAGUCCGUCAUGAGGAGGGAAGGGAGAUUGCUCUCCUGAAAAACCACACAUCUGCCGUUUCGGUGCUCAACCUGACACCGGAUGAGCGUAGUCUUCUGUCUGGUAGUUGGGACAAGCGCGUCUUGGACUGGGACCUCAAUACAGGUCAAGUCAAAUCCACAUUUGCCGCCGAUACUGGACAGAUUUCGGCGAUAGAGAUCCGUCCUGAAUCUAGCCUCCCUGUUCCACAGGACACCAUGGAGAUGCAGUUUGAGAAAUCCUUCUCAUCAAAUAACCAAUCAGCUUCGUCUGCAUUGGUGAAUGGUACAGUUGGACAUGGCGAAGCCGGUCAUGACAAUGCCCCAGCAGCAUCCCCGACGGAUUCUCUCUUUGGUGGCGCCGACUCUCUCUUUGGAGACGCAGAUAAUCAUAUGGCAGAUGGCGGAGAGCCAUCGGCCGAUGCUGGCAACGUUGGUGAGAACGCAUUAUUCGGUGGCUCGCUUGACAUGGAUAUUCGACCUUCAGAGCAGGAAAUGAAGACAGAAUCCGGAAAUGUCGACCAGUCCAAUGGUACGGAAACGUGGCUACCUCAGACCACAGGCAUAGAUCCUAACCAGAGUGCUACCUCACUGAAGUCAGAGGAAACUCAACCAACUCAGAAAGCGGAGGCAAGCACGGAGCCUACAGUCAAUGGCUUGCCACACGCGGAGUCAUUAGAGAUGUCGACUACUGCCCAGGACUCCCAGACAGCAGCCAGCUCAUCCCAGGUAACAUCCGAUUCUACCUUCCUAGCCUCGUCCAUCGAUGGCACGAUACGCAUCUGGGAUCGACGGCAGCCCAACCCCGUGGCUCGCAUCAACCCUAGGAAUGUACCUCCAUGGUGUAUGAAUGCUUGCUGGUCUCCUGACGGGAACUAUAUAUAUGCAGGACGUCGGAACGGCACAGUCGAGGAAUAUAGCUUACACAAAGGCCUGAGAGAGCCGGAACGGGUUUUCAAGUUGCCGCAAGUGGGUGGUGCAGUGACUGCAUUGAAGGCGAUGCCCAAUGGGCGGCAUCUGCUCUGCGCUUCGCACGACAUCCUUCGGCUGUAUGACCUUAAAGGCCAAUCUCACAAACACUCAGCUGUCCCGUUUCUUGUUAUUCCAGGCCAUCGAACAGGUGUCAUUUCGCAGCUUUAUAUUGAUCCGGCCUGUCGUUACAUGGUCUCCGCCAGUGGCAACCGUGGUUGGGAAGGCAAUGCCACCGAAGUCCUCCUUGGCUACGAGAUUGGCGUGUAA
Talaromyces atroroseus is the source of this 1872-nucleotide messenger RNA. RefSeq lists its product as hypothetical. Bases 1 to 1872 code for a protein of 623 amino acids. Lineage: Eukaryota; Fungi; Ascomycota; Eurotiomycetes; Eurotiales; Trichocomaceae. Gene Ontology annotation, molecular function: TBP-class protein binding; transcription coregulator activity. The transcript is spliced from 3 exons. Gene Ontology annotation, biological process: regulation of transcription by RNA polymerase II; chromatin organization. Gene Ontology annotation, cellular component: SAGA complex. The record is from RefSeq and is a predicted model, not a curated record.